AAGGCGGUAUGUUGUCAGGGAGGGCUCGAUGGAUCGGCACUGCUGUCCAGGAAAUGGCCUUGGCAACUUUCCUUGCUGUCCCUGCCCACGUGUGCGCACACCUGGCCGGUGGGAGGGAAGGAGGGUCCCCUAUGCCGGCCCUGGUGUGACAGCCGCCCCUGUGCCCUCAGGAGCUGGUUUGAGGACCACGGGCUGGCCGGGAAGCUGCGGGCCAUCCAGACGGUGUCCUGCCUCCUGCAGGGCCCCUGCGACGCCGGCAACCGGGCCCUGGAGCUGAGCGGCGUCAUGGAGAGCGUGAUCGCGCUGUGCGCCUCUGAGCGGGAGGAGGAGCAGCUGGUGGCCGUGGAGGCCCUGAUCCACGCGGCCGGCAAGGCCAAGCGGGCCUCCUUCAUCACGGCCAACGGCGUCUCGCUGCUGAAGGACCUGUACAAGCGCAGCGAGAAGGACAGCAUCCGCAUCCGGGCGCUGGUGGGACUCUGUAAGCUGGGCUCGGCCGGAGGGACUGACUUCAGCAUGAAGCAGUUUGCUGAGGGCUCCACCCUCAAACUGGCCAAGCAGUGUCGGAAGUGGCUGUGCAAUGACCAGAUUGACGCGGGCACUCGGCGCUGGGCAGUGGAGGGCCUGGCCUACCUCACCUUUGAUGCUGACGUGAAGGAGGAGUUUGUGGAGGACGAGGCGGCCCUGAAGGCUCUGUUCCAGCUCAGCCAGUCCGAGGAGCGGUCGGUGCUCUUUGCGGUGGCCUCGGCGCUGGUGAACUGCACCAACAGCUACGACUACGAGGAGCCCGACCCCAAGAUGGUGGAGCUGGCCAAGUACGCCAAGCAGCACGUGCCCGAGCAGCACCCCAAGGACAAGCCGAGUUUCGUGCGGGCCCGGGUGAAGAAGCUGCUGGCGGCGGGCGUGGUGUCCGCCAUGACGUGCAUGGUGAAGACGGAGAGCCCCGUGCUGACCAAUUCCUGCCGGGAGCUGCUGUCCAGGGUCUUCCUGGCUUUGGUGGAAGAGGCGGAGGACCGCGGCACGGUGGUUGCUCAGGGAGGGGGCAAGGCUCUGCUCCCGCUGGCCCUGGAAGGCACGGACGUGGGGCAGACAAAGGCCGCCCAGGCUCUCGCCAAGCUCACCAUCACCUCCAACCCAGAGAUGACCUUUCCCGGAGAGCGGGUCUAUGAGGUGGUCCGGCCCCUCGUGUCCCUGCUGCACCUCAACUGCUCAGGCCUGCAGAACUUCGAGGCGCUCAUGGCUCUCACAAACCUGGCGGGGAUCAGUGAGAGGCUCCGGCAGAAGAUCCUGAAGGAGAAGGCUGUGCCCAUGAUUGAGGGCUACAUGUUUGAGGACCACGAGCUGAUCCGCCGGGCGGCCACGGAGUGCAUGUGCAACUUGGCCAUGAGCAAGGAGGUACAGGACCUCUUCGAAGCCGAGGGCAAUGACCGCCUGAAGCUGCUGGUGCUGUACAGCGGGGAGGACGACGAGCUGCUGCGGCGGGCGGCCGCCGGGGGCCUGGCCAUGCUCACCUCCAUGCGGCCCUCUCUGUGCAGCCGCAUCCCCCAAGUGACCACACACUGGUUGGAGAUCCUGCAGGCCCUGCUCCUGAGCCCCAACCAGGAGCUGCAGCACCGGGGCGCCGUGGUGGUGCUGAACAUGGUGGAGGCCUCGCGGGAGACGGCCGGCACCCUGAUGGAGAGCGAGGUGCUGGAGAUCCUGUCGGUGCUGGCCAAGGGCGCCGAGGGCCCCGUCUCGAGGGCGGCCGCGGCUUGCCUGGGGAAAGCGGUGGAGUAUGGGCUCAUCAAGCCCAACCAGGAUGGAGAGUGAGGGGCUGGCAGCACCACUGCGCAUCGCGGCCCAGGGGACCACGCGUGCAGCUGUGGCCGUAGGGGCUGGGCUGCCAGCACGCGGGCCUCCUCCCCGGCGGCCCUUUGGAGUCCUCUGCCCUGAGUCAGGGGCCACGCGCCACAGCCCUGCUCACAGCACUACCUCCAGCCUCACGCAGAGGGGCUUUUCCUACCACUGCAGACACUGGGAAAGGGGCGCACUCCUCACUCAGCCAGGGUUCCCGCAUCCGCAUCCGGCGGCACUUCCGGCAGCCUCACAGGCAGUGAGCAUCACCGAGCCCACCACCACGGCUGCCCGGCCCCUAAUAAAAGCGUGUGGAACUCAAGCGUGUGGCCUGUCCGUGGCCUGGAGGAAGGCUGGCCAUUGGUCACUCUGGAGCAGGAGCUGGUGGGCCCAGUGCCCACGGGAGCCACCUCUGCGAAGGAACCCCAUGGAUUCCCCACCCCUGGGCCAGUGGGUCGCGGCUUAAUCCUGUUGGAGGCUCAGGGGUUAAGCCUAGAAUCUAAUCAAUAAACAAAGGAGUGGGUUUAGGGUACAGACUCCAGGAUGCUGGCCCUUCAGUACUAG
This is a messenger RNA of Myotis lucifugus (little brown bat), 2394 nucleotides long. RefSeq names its product protein unc-45 homolog A-like. The transcript has 11 exons. Gene Ontology annotation, molecular function: Hsp90 protein binding. NCBI's taxonomy places the organism in Eukaryota, Metazoa, Chordata, Mammalia, Chiroptera, Vespertilionidae. The record is from RefSeq and is a predicted model, not a curated record. The annotation marks the transcript as partial.